Osmia bicornis bicornis is the source of this 8061-nucleotide messenger RNA. RefSeq names its product serine-rich adhesin for platelets. Bases 789 to 2945 code for a protein of 718 amino acids. The record is from RefSeq and is a predicted model, not a curated record. Lineage: Eukaryota; Metazoa; Arthropoda; Insecta; Hymenoptera; Megachilidae. The transcript has 10 exons.
CUAGCCAGCAGCCAGAGUCGCGACGCGUCAGUUUAUAGUAGUUGAUAGCCGAUCUCCGAUUCGUGUGUUGUGUGAAUAAAGUGAAAUAAAGUAUUUUCGACGUAAAAUUGUCGUCGGGUUUCCGCACCGAGGCUCGUUAUAAUAUCGUGGUUUCCGUGGAAUAAGUUUGUAAUCAUGAAAAGUGUGAGAUUGUGCGAGAUUGGCUAGCAUCGGAGGAAGGAGGAAGCAGUCGAAAACGAGCUCGACAACGAGGAUGGCGUACAAGAACGAUCGCUGUUUCUGAGCAUCGGGAGCGUCAAGAAAAAUAAUAAUAAUAAUAAUAAUCCAACAUGUCGUUGAAGAGGCUUCGAACGAGAUCUAUUCGGUCGAUUUCAAACGUUCAAUUUCGUCGCUGGAGAUUGUUAUAAAUCAAAUAACCAAUCUACUUGUAAUAAAAGAAGAAAGCAAGGCAACUUUUGUGCAUUCGAAAAGGGAAAAAGACGGAAAGGGAAGUUGGAACUGCCUUAUUAUCAAAACAGAAACACGCCAAGAGAUACCUAUAUAUACAUACCCCUCACACACACGUGUGUGUAUAUAUAUAUAUAUAUUUUUUUUUCUUUUUCUAUUAAAUAUAAGACGAGUUAGUGGGGACGAUCGUUCUCUGUGAGAAUAAAAAUUUCGAAUCGAAAUAUUUUCGCGUUGAUGCUUGUAUUUAGUGGAAAAUCAUCGUCGCGAGUCCACUGGCUCGAUUCUGAUUAAAAGAGAAUUGUGUGUGUGUGUGUGUAUAUAUAUUGGCUCCGCUCUGAGAUAUGGCCUUCAUGAUGAAGAAGAAGAAGUAUAAAUUCUCGGUUGAGGUGGACCUGGAAGAGUUGACCGCGGUACCGUUCGUGAACGCAGUACUGUUCGCCAAACUUCGACUUUUAGACGGUGGUUCUUUCGUCGAUCAUUCGACAAGGGAGGAAGUCCAGGAGCACACAGUCAGGUGGAACGCUAAAUUUGAGUUUUUAUGCAAAAUGAGUGCCAACGCGUCCACCGGUGUCCUCGAUCCUUGCAUUUUGAGGAUAUCCGUCAGAAAGGAAUUAAAGGGAGGCAGGUCCUUUCAGAAGCUCGGCUUCACCGACCUGAACCUCGCCGAAUUCGCAGGAGCUGGUCUCUGCAGAACGAGGUGCCUUCUGGAAGGUUACGACGCGAGGCAUCGGCAAGACAACUCCAUGUUGCGAGUUGCCAUUAAAAUGAACAUGCUCUCCGGAGAUAUUCUAUUCAAAGUACCUUCUCCGUCGUUGAAGCAAACUCAACUCGCUGUACCUGGUGUCCCAGGUGUUUCCGGUGUAACUGCGGACGAGGCAAGUGCAUCCGAAAGAUGUACCAAUCGUGAAGACUAUGUUUCUAGUGGUUCGUUAGCCGGAAGUGUAGCAAGUGCCAGCAGCGGUUUCGGCAGUCUUCCUAAAAAGAGGCCUGCCCUCUUUUCCUCGGAGCUCCUUAGCGGGGCAGAGUCGUACGAUCCGAUAACCGUCAGUGAAAUCGUACCAUCGGCUCUUCCAGUGGAAACUUUAGCUGAAGCGCACACAGAAUCGGGCCAUUCCCGUAAUAGCAGUAACACCAGCCAGCUGAGCAAAGGCUCAGGCUACGGAUCUUUGAAUUCGCACAGUCAACACAGUAGACAGAGCAGUAGUGGUGAUAGUGGCCACAUUAGGUCACCCUCCUGGCCGGUAUGGGCUCCACGUAUCCCACAUGUCUCCCAAAACCCUUCGAGCCAACUACCCACCAGACCCGAGUCGUCUCUCGACUCGGAUUCUCAAUCCUCGUCUUCCUUGAUGCUAUUGGACCCACGAAAUCGGUUCUGGUCGAUAUCCAGUCCUCUUUCUUCUCGCGAUGGAAAGGUGAACAGACAGCAGGGUAGCAGCAGGACGAGUGUCACGGCAGUUUCUGCGAACGAACGAAACCAGACUGGUAGAUUGAUAAAAAACGGUGUAGCAACGAUUUCGAACGAAAGCAACAACAAGGAGCAACAGAUUGGCGUGUUCAGGGUGCCUAGAUCGCAAAACGUGCCACGACACUCGCGAAAGAAUUACGAAGGGAAUAGCUUUGAUUUGCGAAAUAAUUAUAAUGCCUCGAAUACGUCGAUGGCGAAAGAUCGAAGCGAACAAGAGAAUAGCAGCAGCAGUAGCAGCAGCAGCAGCAGCAGCAGCAGCAGCAGCAGCAGCAGCAGCAACAACAACAGCAACAGCAACAGCAACAACAGCCGCAGCCGCAGCCGCAGCAGUAGCAGCAGCAGCAACUCGGUUGUACCGGUCGCAAAACCAAGAAUCGGUCAACCAGGUUGGAGAAGCAUAUCGAAAACCUGUGAUUGUAUCGAGAAGGGUAAAACAAGCCCUGUUUUGCGAUUGGCUGACCAAGCCAGAGCCGUAUCCUCCCCAGAUCCUCUUCAUAGGCCCGAUAACCCCAGAGCCUCGCUACGUUCCGCGACGACCGCUCAGAACCUCAGGGGUAUCGGCGGAGGUCAUCGGAAGUUGCUGGACGGGGCGGGUGGCAAGCUGGCUACGGUCGCCACCAGCCCAGCGGACUCUGAGGAGUCCUCUUUAGGGGUACCGGAAGUCGUUCCACCGAGCUCCCAACACCGAAACAGCAUAACCCCACCAAAUCCUUCUGGCGGUUCUGGGCUGAGCGAAACAGGAUCUUUGGACCGAGCAAAGGCCGCUUUGGAACGAAGGAGAAAGGCUGAGGAUGGGACGGGAAAUUCAAUUUUGUGCAGGGUCGAGGUGACCAGGCCGAAUCCGGAUUCUCUGAUUGAUGAGUUGCUGAAAGCAACGAAUUUAGAGCAAACGGAUCUCGAAAGUUCCGAGACGACUGGAUUGCAGUUGUUCAUCGCGAAAGACGGAACAACAGCACUCGGUAGCCACGAGGUGAAAAGUCAGAUGCCCGCUGGAGUGUUCAAGCAGGUGGUUAUGGAGGAGAAUAAUAGGUAACACGAAGCUAUCGGGACGAGAAGGCAGUACGCAAGGCAGGCCAGUGCCGCCACGUUUUCAUUGGCUCUGGUGCCAGAACUCGUCUACGAGGCCUACGAGCCACGGUAGUUGAACGAGACUAGAAAAAGAAAGGGAGCAUACCGUUGAUAAAAUAAAGGUGAACGACGAAACGAAACGAAACGAAACGAAACGAAACGAAACAAAACGAAACAAAACGCGGAAAACUUCUCAACCAUCUUAUUCAAAAUUGUUGAAAAUUAUUCCAGAUUUAUUCAAAAUUAUUCAAAAUUAUUCAAAAUUAUCCAAAAUUAUCGUUUUGAGCAUCCGUCUUUCCGACGUUCAUUCCUUCUUAAACCCUCAACCAAAUUGUUGAUCGAAAUCUUGUUAUCACAUUUACUAAUCCUGAAACAUAACAGAUUUCUUGAUGUCAACAUGGAAACGAAUGUUAACAUUGAAAAUUGAUUACUCUCAUUGGAAUUCAAAUGUAUGGCAGACACGUUUUUUUUUUUUUUUUCUUUAUUUUUCAUCGGUUGUUUGUAGAACAAGACUCUAGGUUUGAACGUGUCCUGAAAAGACUGAAAAUUAAAACAUUGAUCAUUGCGUUAAGUAAAGGAUGAUUGAAUUUAUUUUCAGAUAUUCCUGAGGAUCUAUGAUAACAGCUAGCGAUGGGCUACAAAUCAAUUCGAUUCCAUUGUUACAUAUAGAGUAUAGAGUAAGAGUAAUCGAUACGAUUGUAAUUCUUGUUUCAAUAAGAAACAUUUGAUUGAAAAAAGGAAUGAAGUGAAAUAAAAUGAAAAUGGUAAUAAGUUGUAAUAGGUUGAAAUACGAUGAAAUUAUACAUAAGAUAUUGUUGAUUCGAAUUUGAAUUCCGAAUACGAUUAUGUUUGUGUUCCUUUUGGUUCAAGAAUCAAUUCUGAUUGAAUACUUUCAAGACUGAACAGGUAAAAAUUCAGGAAUUUACAAAAAUGCCCAUCGCUAGUGAUCGUUUCAAAACAACUUUUCUUUUCUUUUCUUUUCUUUUCUUUUCUUUUCUUUCUUUCUUUCUUUCUUUCUUUCUUUCUUUCUUUCUUUUCGUUUCGAUCCUCGGAGAACGAUCAAGAUAAACGAGUGUGUUUCUAGCAAGGAAUCGCUUCGCGUGUUACAUACAUAACCGGAUUUCCUUUCGUCGUGUCUUAUUAUUAUUAUCGUUUUAAGGUACAAUGUUCAUUAACACGUUGACUGACGCGGUGAAAAAACAGUAUAUAAUAGCAGCACAGUAGUUGUUAACAGGGAAAGAAGCAAUUAUCUCAUCGUUCAAGUAAUGAAACCUAAUUAUUUAUAAAGAUUAUUGCCUCUGAUGGUAUUAAUAAUAUUUAUAUUGACAAAAAUAUUAAAUCAGAUAUUAAAGUUUUUAUAUGUAUAUUAGAAAGUAAUACGUUUCGAAAUAUUGAGUAUCAAAUUGAAAUUUUCCUCUUCUAACACAAGCAGAAUGAAAUGGUUCAAUUAAGGUAAGGUUCAAAUCGUAAGGUAGUGAAUUAAAUUUGUUGUUGGUGGUCACACCUUCAUAGUAGUCAGCGUGUUAAUAGAAUCAUUAUUAUAAUUCGGUUCUUCUGUCCGCUCCCGAAUUAAGCGGAUAUCGUCGAUGUUUUCGUCGGUGUUUCGAUGACGUAUUUAUUUUUAUUCUCAGAUUCACUCCAUUUUAUAGUAUUCCGUGUAUAUAUUAUAUAUACACAUACACAUAUAUUGUACACAUAUCAUAUACAUGAUGUCUCGGGAAUUUCUGGUUACCCUGUGGCAAUAUAUUCUACGAGAGUAGGAUGCUUUGAAACUGUUAUUAACGUUAAUGUUUUCAUCUCUGUAAAUAUUUUUGAUCUUUCGUAGAAUAUAGUGGCACACCGCGUGGCCAAUAUAUUCUGGUACAUCUUUGUAUAUCGAUCGCGAUCACAAGUUUCGUGAUAAUUUCUAUUUUUAUCCAUUUAUCCAGUUUUCGUUCGGAAGAAGAGCAAAGGAUCGAAACCGUUGUUCGAAUGAUAAUCCGUUUCACUUAUUGUUAAACACUUGGAGACGGUGUAACCAAGAUCCAUCAACAAGUGCCACAAUAUUUCAUUUAAUUCUCGAGGCUGAUCUCGCAUCUGUGUACCUACUCUCCUUUUACAAUAUCCCAUUGAAUCUAAACAACAGAGAGAAAGAUAGGAAUAAAAAUUCGUCUUUGAUUAUUCAGUUUCUGGUGCAAUCAGGCGACUGCAGUAGUGAUUCAUUGUUGCGUGUGUAUAUAUGUAUAUGUAUAUGUAUAUGUAUAUAGUAUAGGUGUGAGUGGUAAUUUUCGUGAGAACGACGAUUACUUUCAACGGCGCAAUAAUGAAUCAGUAAAGAAAAAGAGGAUAAUGCGUUAGGUCACGAAGCAUGUAUAUUGGGGAAUAAUUUUCGCGUGUACGGCUGCGUGCAGAGAUGCUUUACUUUGGUAAGGAGAAAAUUUAUCUUACUCAAGUUUCUCGCCUAUUUAGAACCUCGUGAAAGAGGCUAGUCAAACUAAAAGGUUGGUGAUCAUUUUCCCCUUGUCAAGAAAAGUCGUUAUCGCUUGCGACUGUACACUGAAAAAAAUUAUUACUAUUAUCACGAUUUUUUUAUCUCAGACGUAUAUCUGUUUGUAUAAACUAGAAUUAAUUUGCUAACAGAAGUGCAUUUGUUAGAAAUAAUUUUAACAUUCCUCGUGGCCUUACUCUUGAUCCUUAGGUCCUCGAUUCCACGUAGAUUAACGAAAACAGAAAAACCAAAAAAAUUGAAAGAAAGAUAAGAAAAGUGUGAAACUAGUGAUCGUGUGUACAAAUAUAUUCGCUUUUGUUCCAAGAAAGUGCUAUGUAACUUUACCUUUACGAUUCCACGAGCCUUCCAGAUCUGGGAGUUUGAAUGACUGAUUCUUGUUUAAUUCUUUUCGAAGAGAUUUCCAACUAUCUUGGAUUAAGCAAUUACUUGAUGAAUUUUAAGCAUGAGAGAAAAGAAAUCUGUCAUUGGCCUAGAAAUUUUUGAUCGACACAGCUUGACGUUGAAUCGAUUUCUAUCAGGUAAUUGGAUCAGACGAUUCUUUUCCUUCAGGAAAGAUAAUUAAGAUACCCGUUUAAAUGGCGACUUUUUUUUAAUUAGUUAUUCUUAUCCUGUUACAGUUUUACAAAUUGUUUGGAGAGGAACAAGUUGAUAGGUGAAAAGUUUGAAACUAUUGAUCUUUCCCUAAAUUCUCUUUGUACAUAAUUAGAUUUCAUUUGCACUGUACUUGUCAGAUGCUCAGGUUCGUCGAGGCAAUUUGAAAAUUCAAACAACGUUAUUUAAAUGCAAAUUUCUAGAAUUUCUAGAAUAGAUAUCUGGAAUAUCUUUGAAGAUUACGGUGGCACUGAAAGUUUUAAUAAGGAAUUCACUGUUGAAUAGUCUCGAACAGUAUUAGUGGUAAGAAACAAGUUACGCAACACCAGUAAAAUGUCGCCGUUUAAACAUCACCGGAUGGAAUUUGCAACCGAGAGGUUGGAACUCCUUCGUUACUCUCCGUUCGCCCUCCUUUACCACCCGUUUCUUCUUUUUCUAUCUAUUUUUCGUGUUACGUAUACAGUAUUUUUCUACUCUUGUCCGACUUUCAUACAAUUAUUGCAUCCAGCAUCGAGCAUCGAGCAUCGAGCAUCGAGCAUCGAGCAGCUCGCACACGAAUUUCUCCAUUCUUACUCUAAUUUUCAUUUUCUUCUUCUUCUUCUUCUUCUUCUUCUUCUUAGAUUUACAGAAGCUGUCGAUCAGCCUGCAUCUUAUUUGAUAUCUUUUCAAUGUUACCAAAUGAAAACAUUUGAAACCGUUAGCCUAGAAAAGAAAAACGAGAUUGUUCAAUAAAUGAGCAUUUAGAAAAUGAUAACGUUAACCCUUUGACUGCGAACAGUAUAUGUCUAUUAACCUUAGAAAGAUGGAACUUAUUAUCCUACCUAGUAUCUUCACUUGUUCGGUAUUCGACGUUAAAAUAAUAAUAGGAUUUCAAUAUUUUUUCGUUGCUGCUGCUCGACAAACUUCCUUCAAUCUUCCUAGGGUUAACAUGUACUUAUUACUUACUAAAACAGUGAACGUUUUUAUAUAGAUUAUAGAAAAAUUGUUAUUAUUCUCAAGAUAUUAUCAAUUUUUUGGUUCACUUGGUUACAGUGGAUAAAAGGAAAAAAGGAAAAAAGAAAUACAUUUGAGUUUUUUAUAAUAAACUUACACCGACAUCGUCGAGUUCACAGGAUUAACGCAUGUUGUAAGUCAAAGGGUUAAUUUAUUCGGUGAACCGAUGUCGCUCACCUCGAUCAGAAGCUUCGUUGAACCUUUGGUGCGUCGUGUCUGUUUCGCUUUCUCGUGCAACGACGCGUUUCGUUGGCCAAGGUGCACGUGUAUAGCGUACGUUUCUGUGCCGAGGUCUAACCGAGUCGUGAGAGAGAAAUACAGAGAUGGAAUAGAACAGAAUAGCCUCGAGAUAUUGACUGAUUUUGCUUGUCGUCAAUUUUUAUGUCCUAUACCGAGUGUGUUGUUUAGGUCCUUUGCAAAAUUGAAACAAAUUUGUGUCCAAGAUGAUAUUUUUCAUUAAGUCGAUUCGGAUUUUGUAAUUUCACGUGUUCGUUAUGAAUUUCUAAAACAUUUUAAAUAACUUUUGACAGAUUUUGGAAUAGCCAGUCUUCAAGGUGAGACGUUCGAACCUUGCGCGUGAUCGAUUCUUUUUUUUCCAUGGUUAUUCCGAUUUCACAUAUAUAUAUAUAUUCGAUUCGUUAAGACUGAGGACAGAGUUAAGAUGAAACAGUGUUGAAAUUUUCCUCUUCUUUCUUUGUAUAAAUUAUCGUCCGCGUAGAUACGAUACAAAUGUUACAAUAUACAUACGUGUACGCACGGCUGAAAGAAAUAAACGUAUGAUUUGUUGAGAAAUCUUGAAAAUUAAGCCCAUUUCUAUGAUAUUCUGUUUCUUAUUGUUAGACACAAUAAGCCUUAUGCGAUGAGUGUAAUAGGUGUUCUCUCUGCACGGCUCUACCGCAUGGUCCUCGACCCUAACCGGUAGAUAUUAACAUGUUGUGAUAUUUUACAAUAAUGUAACGAUUUGUCUAACGAAUGAUUCUUACUUUAUUUAUAACGGCGUGUAAGAUGA